AUGUCUGGAUCGAGCAACGGCCGCGAGAGCUAUAGCUGGGACGAAGGCGUGCUCGAUAGAGCGGUGAAGGACAUGCUUGUCGACAGGGCGGUGGAGACGGUGCGACACCUGUGGAAUGAGACCGGCGGGGACAUCUACGGUCAGUGGUUGGACCGUUUCACCGCCAGGCAGAACCUAGGCGAUGACGUCAUUUCGACCAUGGGCUGGGCGCGCUUUCUCAUCAAGAUGAUGAGAGAGGAACCGGUGGAAGCGGUUGUGAUCAGGACGGCGAAGAAGGACAGCCCCCAAGUUAUCGAGGCGCAACGCAAGAAUAACGCCCGCCCACCGACGCUGAGUCCGUGGCGACAUUCCGUGAAUCAGCUGUCUGCGGACUGGGACGCCGAGGAAGAGGAGGAGAUGAAGGUGGCCCUGGACUACCCCCCUCAGCUGAAGGCCGUUAAGAGGAGCGUUGUCGUGCAGCCGGCGGAGCUGGCGAAAAAGCUCAUGGACAUCCGGGAACAGCUAGCCCUGGAGUGGCGGGAAGACUUGAAGAACAUCGAGAUCGAGAACGACGAAAUCGUCCGCCUGGACAACGACAGACGGAGGAGAGCCAGGGAGGCGGGGCCCGGGUACGACGGGGUGGAGCAGGGCGGCGGCGGCGGCAGCCGCAGGAGGUUGACGUACGACCACGGGCAGGCCUUCGGAGGGGACAGCAGCCCCCUACGCUCCGACAACUACGAGACGCUGGUCGGCUACUUGACGGAGAUCGCGGCCCUCGUCGUGCAAGAACGCAUGCGGGUGGACGGGGACGACAUGGGGUGGAACUGGAUGGAGCAGUUCCUCUAUUGGGCGAAGGCCAACUCCAAGUACGGUUCCGCCGCACCCGGGGACGAGAGCCUAGGAUCCCCUCCCCCCUUCCCUUCGGACAACGGCGGCGACGGUGGCAUUGGAGAAGAACGGGGGGCGAGGGGAAAGCGGGUCAAGGCGUCGUUUGGGGCCGCGGGGGUGGGCAUGGGGGGAACGGAUGAGGACCGCAAGACCAGGGGCAACCGGAUGCUGGAAGAAAUGCUGAUGGGACAGAAGGUGCAGACGUUUGAUUUCAAGAAGAACGAUCUCGUUGGAGUGGAUCCAGCAGAGAUCGGCCAGUCGGUCAUGGACACAAGAAUCGAGGUGGCCAGGCGCAUCUCCGCCGCCCUGGAGACCGUUCCGGCGGACCACGGCCUGGUCCUCAGGAGGUACCUCGAGGACAAGUGGGAGGCAGACCGCGCGGCGGGCCUGGUGAACGUGGAAGACGACGAUGCCGACGAGCCUGAGGGAGGAGGAGAAGAAGGAGAGUGA
Ectocarpus siliculosus is the source of this 1317-nucleotide messenger RNA. The record is from the annotation of a GenBank genome assembly. Lineage: Eukaryota; Phaeophyceae; Ectocarpales; Ectocarpaceae.